Messenger RNA from Musa acuminata AAA Group (dessert banana), 4803 nucleotides. RefSeq names its product CLIP-associated protein. The record is from RefSeq and is a predicted model, not a curated record. NCBI's taxonomy places the organism in Eukaryota, Viridiplantae, Streptophyta, Magnoliopsida, Zingiberales, Musaceae. The transcript is spliced from 21 exons. Gene Ontology annotation, cellular component: cytoplasmic microtubule. Gene Ontology annotation, molecular function: microtubule binding. Gene Ontology annotation, biological process: microtubule cytoskeleton organization. Bases 195 to 4487 code for a protein of 1430 amino acids.
GCUCUCCAGCUUGCCCUUUUACUGGCUUGCUUCUCUCUCUCUCUUUCUUUGUCUCUCUCUCGAUCUGUCGAUCCUCGGGAGAAGUUUGGCCCCAAAUUCCACCAGAUCCGAUAGUUCUUACUGUCUCCCGGGGGGCGGAACCCUAAUUCUUGGCCUUAUUGUUCGAGAUCGGCGGUCCUCUCGCCGGGGGUCCGAUGGAGGAGGCAUUGGAGAUGGCGCGGGCCAAGGACACGAAGGAGCGGAUGGCCGGGGUGGAGCGGCUCCACCAGGUCCUGGAGGCCACCACCAAGAGCCUCUCCACUGCGGAGGUCACCGCCCUCGUCGACGCAUGCAUGGAUCUGCUCAAGGACAGCAACUUCCGGGUCUCCCAGGGGGCGCUCCAGGCGCUGUCCGCCGCGGCCGUGCUCUCCGGGGAGCACCUCAAGCUCCACUUCAACGGCCUCGUGCCGGCCGUCGUCGAGAGGCUGGGGGACGGGAAGCAGCCUGUGCGGGACGCGGCGAGGCAGCUUCUGAUCACUCUCAUGGAGGUAUCCUCCCCGACCAUCAUCGUCGAAAGAGCUGGUAGUUAUGCUUGGACACAUAGAAGUUGGAGAGUGAGGGAAGAAUUUGCACGCACAGUAAUGACAGCUAUUGGACUUUUUGCUUCAACCGAACUCCCUCUUCAGCGAGUUAUUCUUCCUCCUGUUUUGCAGUUGUUGACUGACUCUAAUCAGAGUGUUAGGGAAGCUGCUACUUUAUGUAUUGAGGAGAUGUAUGCACAAGGUGGACCUCAAUUUCGUGAGGAGUUGCACCGUCACCAUCUUCCUUCUUCCAUGCUUAAAGAAAUCAAUGCCAGGUUAGAAAAAAUAGAACCGAAAGUUCAGCCAUCUGAUGGAGUUGGAAUUUCUUAUGUAUCAGCUGAAACCAGACCAUCUUCUGCAAACCAUAAGAAGAGCAGUCCAAAGACCAAGAUGGCUCCUAGAGAAACCUCAUUUUCGAGUGGUGAUAUUGAUGCUACUGAAAAGCCUGUGGCCCCUAUCAAAGUGUACUCCGAGAAGGAACUGAUGAGAGAAAUGGAAAAGAUUGCAUCUACACUAGUGCCAGAGAAAGAUUGGUCGCUUCGCAUUGCUGCCAUGCAAAGAGUUGAAAGCCUGGUCUAUGGAGGUGCUACAGAUUAUCCAUCAUUUCUUGCACUCCUAAAGCAACUGGGUGCUCCUCUCAGUACUCAGCUAUUGGAUCGACGUUCUAGCAUUGUGAAACAGGCCUGUCAUCUGUUAAACUUACUAUCAAAGGAACUGAUGGGCGACUUUGAAGCUUGUGCUGAUAUGCUCAUUCCGGUGCUUUUGAAGCUUGUUGUGAUCACUGUUCUUGUGAUUGCGGAAUCUGCAGAUAAUUGUAUUAAAACGAUGUUGCGUAACUGCAAAGUUGCUCGUGUGCUCCCUCGGAUAGCUGAUGUUGCAAAGAAUGACAAGAGUGCAGUUCUUCGUGCUAGGUGUUGUGAAUAUGCACUUCUAAUACUGGAGUACUGGGCUGAUGCUCCUGAAAUACAGCGGUCAGCAGAUCUUUAUGAAGACCUGAUCAAGUGUUGUGUAGCAGAUGCAAUGAGUGAGGUGCGUUCAACUGCUCGUACUUGCUAUCGGAUGUUCACAAAAACUUGGCCAGAUCGUUCCCGGCGACUGUUUUUAUCAUUUGAUCCUGUCAUACAGAGGAUAAUAAAUGAAGAGGAUGGAGGUAUGCAUAAAAGAUAUGCUUCUCCUUCUCUCCGUGAAAGGGGAGUACAGUUUUCUCGUGCUCCCUCUCAAGCCAGUAGCGCAAACGUAGUUGGAUAUGGUACCUCUGCUAUUGUUGCAAUGGACAAGAGUGCAACUAUUUCCACAGGGACAUCUCUUUCCUCGGCUAGCCUCCUUUCACAAUCCAAGACACUUGGCAAAAGUUCAGAAAGAAGCCUUGAGAGUGUGCUUCAUGCAAGCAAACAGAAGGUGUCUGCUAUUGAAAGUUUAUUGAAAGGUGUGAGCAUAUCUGAGAAGCAUAACUUCACAAGUGCACGCUCUACCAGCUUGGAUCUAGGAGUUGAUGCUCCAUCCACUCGUGAUCCGCUGGUUCCUAGUGUUUCUUCUCCGGAUCUUUUCUCUGCACAGAGCUCAGUAUUGGCUGACUCAAUUGUUGCAAACAUUACGAAAGGCAGCAACAGGAAUGGUGGCUCUAAUAUGUCUGAGGUCCUGAGUUCUCAGGUCCAACAAUCCAGAGACCCUUUGAAAUUGUCUCACCUCAGUCAUGUAACAUCUGAUACCCUGUCAUCUUUGUCAUUGUCUUACAUGAAAAGAUCUUCUGAACGAUUGCAAGAAAUAAGUGGCAGUGAAGACAAUGUUGAUCUCAGGUUAAGUAGACGGCUUCCGAGUAUCCAUACUGAUAGACAAUAUCUGGAGACACCUUAUAAGGAUUCUGGCUAUAGGGAUUCACAGAAUAGUUACAUUCCUAACUUUCAGCGACCUCUUUUAAGGAAGCAGGUGACAGGAAGGACUCUUGCAAGUAGCAGAAGUAGUUUUGAUGAUAGUCAAAUCCCAGCAAGUGAAAUGUCUAGCUAUAUCGAUGGUCCAGCAUCACUAAGUGAUGCACUCACUGAGGGACUAAGCCCUAGUUCAGACUGGGUAGCUAGGGUUUCCGCAUUUAAUUAUCUCUGGAGUUUGUUGCAGCAGGGGCCAAAGGGUAUUUUGGAGAUUACGCAGAAUUUUGAGAAGGUUAUGAAAUUGUUUUUCCGAUACUUGGAUGAUCCUCACCAUAAAGUUGCACAGGCAGCUUUUUCCACUCUUGCAGAAAUUAUUCCAUCAUGCAGAAAGCCUUUUGAGAGUUACCUGGAAAGAACAUUGCCACAUGUCUUUUCUAGAUUAAUUGAUCCAAAGGAACUGGUAAGGCAACCAUGUUCAGCAACACUGGAGAUAGUUGGUAAGACAUACAAUAUUGAUUCUCUUCUUCCAGCACUUCUUAGAUCUUUGGAUGAGCAGAGAUCUCCUAAAGCAAAGUUGGCUGUUAUUCAAUUUGCAAAUAAUUCCUUUAAUAAACAUACAAUAAAUGCUGAUGGCUAUAGUAACAACGGAUUUCUUAAGCUAUGGCUUGCUAAGUUAGCACCUUUGGUAAAUGAUAAAAAUGUAAGGCUGAAGGAAGCAUCCAUAUCUGGCAUCAUAUCAGUUUACUCCCAUUUUGAUCCAACAGCAGUCUUAAAUUUUAUUCUCAGUCUUUCUGUUGAAGAGCAGAACUCAUUAAGACGGGCACUUAAGCAGUAUACGCCUCGUAUAGAGGUUGAUCUUAUGAACUUUUUGCAGAAUAAGAAAGAACGUCAAAGGUCAAAACCAUUUUAUGACCAAUCGGAUGUUGUUGGAACUUCUUCCGAGGAAGGUUAUGUUGGUGCAUCGAAGAAAAGUCACCAUUUUGGUCGUUAUUCAGCCGGUUCAGUUGACGAUGAAGGAGAGAAGAAGUGGAGUUUAACUCAUGAAUUGACACAACUUGAUGUUUCCAUUGGUAAAGCAGCUACUGAUGAGUCUCGUCACCCAUUCGAGAAUAUUGAUGACUACGGUUCUGACCCUUUAUCACAAGGUACUGGGUCAGUUAAUAAUUGCUUACAGAAAACAGAGAUGACUAUUGAGCAUGAGAGUUCUGUGUUGACUCCACGUCUAGAUAUCAAUAGACUGGUUAGUUCUGAUGGACAUAAGGCUGCUGAUAUGAAUCAUGGUGGUGAAAUCAGUAUAAGUUCUGAGUUCAAUAAUGAGAAGCUUAGUUCUGCAAAUGCCAUUCUCCCAGGAGACAGUGGGCCUAGUAUUCCCCAACUUCUUCAUCAGAUUUGCAAUAUUAAUGAUGUGAACUCAAGUUCAGAGAAACAAGAUGCACUACAACAGCUGGUUGAAGUUUCAUUGAAAAAUGAUACCUCUGUCUGGACCAAGUAUUUCAAUCAGAUCUUAACAGCUGUGCUUGAGGUGUUGGAUGAUUCUGAUUCUUCAGUACGGGAGCUUGCUCUUUCUUUGGUUGUUAGGAUGCUUAACAAUCAGAAAAGUGAGAUGGAAGAUUCUAUCGAAAUUGUUACUGAAAAAUUGCUUCAUGUGACAAAAGACGUGGUUGUGAAGGUUUCAAGUGAAGCAAACCAAUGCUUGAAUAUAAUCUUAUCACAAUUUGAUCCAUUCCAAUUCCUUAGUGUCAUUGUACCUUUGUUGAUCAGUGAUGAUGAAAAGACACUUGUCAUUUGUAUCAACUGUUUAACCAAGCUUGUUGGUCGACUUCCACAUGAAGAUUUGAUGAAACAUUUGCCUUCCUUUUUGCCGGCGUUGUUUAAUGCAUUCAAAAACCAGAGUCCAGAUGUGAGGAAGACUGUUGUUUUCUGUUUGGUGGAAAUUUAUAUCAUGCUUGGGAAGUCAUUCUUACCACAUUUGGAGGGUCUGAGUAGCACGCAACUUAGGCUAGUGACUAUCUAUGCAAACCGAAUUUCACAGGCAAGGUCCGGUGCUCCGAUCGAUCAUUAAAUGUCUUCUGUGUAUUGUUUGUUUUUGGUGAGGCGAGGUUGUGUAUUUGUAUAGUGUAACCAUUGUCCCUUGGUAUCGGACAUUGUAUGUGCUGUUGUUUUUUUCUUUUCUUUUUUUUUUCUUUCCUGAUUGAUGGUUUCCGGGACGGGGCUUUGUUGGAGAUGGGUGAGUUUAUUUAUCAUGCUGUACAGAAGCAUGUAACCGGAGCUUCCGUCGAUCCUGUAUUGUUCAUUGCUCAGUGAUUACAGGGUAAUGGUGUUAUCUAACAUGACAAGUAUGUUUUGAGCAGUCUGUGUUAUGAAUUUUCCCUUUUGAA